UAGAAGUCUGGGCUGACCCCUUGCUCUCUCGCGCGCGAUGUGGCUGCUGGUGGUGCUGCUGGCUGUGCUGCUGUUGGCGGUCCUCUGCAGAGGUUACGUGGGGCUGUUCGCGGGCAGCUCCCCGAACCCUUUCUCCGACGACGUCAAGCGGCCCCCUUCGCCCCUGGUGACCGACAAGGAGGCCAGGAAAAAGGUGCUCAAGAAAGCUUUCUCGGACAGCCGAGUCCCAGAGAAGUUGGAUGUUGUGGUGAUAGGCAGUGGCUUUGGGGGCCUGGCUGCAGCUGCAAUUCUGGCCAAAGCUGGCAAGCGAGUUCUGGUGCUGGAACAGCAUACCAAGGCAGGAGGCUGCUGUCAUACCUUUGGAAAGAAUGGCCUUGAAUUUGACACAGGAAUCCAUUAUAUUGGGCGCAUGCAGGAGGGCAGCCUUGGCCGUUUUAUGUUGGACCAGAUCACUGAGGGGCAGCUGGACUGGGCUGCCAUGUCUUCUCCCUUUGACAUCAUGAUACUAGAAGGGCCCAAUGGUCAAAAGCAGUUCCCCAUGUACAGCGGGGAGAAAGCCUACGUUCAGGGCCUCAAGGAGAAGUUUCCCCAGGAGAAAGCUGCCAUUGACAAGUAUAUAAAGCUGGUUAAGGUGGUAUCGAGGGGAGUCCUUCAUGCCAUCUUCUUGAAGCUCCUCCCGUUGCCUGUGGUUCAGCUCCUCAGCAAGUGUGGCCUGCUCACUCGUUUCUCUCCGUUUCUCCGUGCAUCCACACAGAGCCUGGCCGAGGUCCUGCAGCAGCUGCCGGCCUCCCCAGAGCUCCGGGCAGUGCUCAGCUACAUCUUUCCCACUUACGGUGUGACCCCCAGCCAAGGCACCUUUGCCAUGCAUGCUCUGCUGGUUAAUCACUUCCUAGAAGGGGCCUUUUAUCCCCGAGGGGGCCCCAGUGAAAUUGCCUUCCACACCAUCCCUGUGAUAGAGCGGGCCGGGGGUGCUGUCCUGACCAGGGCUGCUGUGCAGAGUGUGUUGCUGGACUCUGCUGGGAAAGCCUGUGGUGUCAGUGUGAAGAAAGGUCAGAAGCUGGUGAACAUCUACUGCCGCAUCGUAGUCUCCAGUGCAGGCUUGUUCAAUACGUAUGAGCACUUACUGCCGGAGAGUGCCCGCUGUCUGCCAGGCGUGAAGCAGCAGCUGGGGAUGGUGCGGCCCAGCCUGGGCAUGAUCUCGGUCUUCAUCUGCCUGCAAGGCACCAAGAAGGACUUGGGUCUGCAGUCCACCAACUACUACGUUUAUUUUGACACAGACAUGGACAAGGCGAUGGAGCACUACCUCUCCAAGCCCAGGGAAAAGGCUGCAGCACACAUGCCCUUUCUCUUCAUUUCUUCUUCAGCCAAGGAUCCGACUUGGGAGGACCGCUUCCCAGGCCGGUCCACAAUGAUUGUGCUGGCACCCACGUCCUAUGAGUGGUUUAAGGAGUGGCAGGAGGAGCCCGAGGGAAAGCGGAGCAAUGACUAUGAGACCCUCAAGAACUCCUUUGUUGAAGCCUCUCUGUCCGUUGUCUUGAAGCUGUUCCCGCAACUGGAAGGGAAGGUGGACAGUGUGGCUGGAGGAUCCCCACUGACCAAUCAGUUCUAUCUGGCUGCUUCCGGAGGUGCCACCUAUGGAGCUGACCAUGACCUGGGCCGUCUGCAUCCUAACGUGAUGGCCUCCUUGAGGGCCCAAAGCCCCAUCCCCAACCUCUACCUGACAGGCCAGGAUAUCUUCACCUGUGGGUUGAUGGGGGCCCUGCAAGGGGCCCUGCUGUGUAGCAGCGCCAUUCUGAAGCGGAACUUGUACUCAGACCUUCGUAAGCUUGGCUCAAGGAUCCAGGCACAGAAGAAGAAGAAUUAGUUGGGUCAGGAAUGAGUCAGGAAUUCAGCCAGUGCUUUGGCACUGCCCCCGACAUGCCCAUGUCUUCCUGCAUUCUUUUCUUGCUCACAUAAAGCACUCUUGAUUUCUUUUUGAUCUCUAUUUGAGUAGAGCUCUCACCUCACACUCAAUUCUCACUUAAGAUUACUGUUCUUAAACUGAAGCUCCCCCAGCUGGGGCAGGUGCUGACCGUUCAUGCCUGUUCUAACAGGCUAUCCCUACUGAAAUGCCCAGUGUGGGCUACUGACUUGCACAGCCUCCUAUCCCAUACCUCCUGACUCUGAACAAACAGAAUAUUCUUUUAUUUAGGUGGACAAAACCCUUGGAAGUGCUGGCUAGCUGAAAGGGUGGCAUUAUUGUACUGAGGCAUCUCCCUCCUUUCAUUCACUCUUAGUGCUGCACUGCAGUUCUCAGCUGGUAAGGAAACAAGGCAACAUGUAUAUUAGAAGAUCACAUCCAGUUCGUAUGCAACCAGGCUCUAGGUUUGUCCUUAUAGGGUUCUCAACAUGCCAGCACCAAGAUAUCCUCAUGGAGCUCAAUACCUGAGCUCAAGGCUCUUCCAAAAAUACACAAUGCAGAGUGACAUUAGUAGAUGGCACUGGACUGGAAAGAUCCCGUCACUGGUGUAGCAGCACGCUGAGGGAGCACUGGAUGUACUGGGCCAAACAGCCCAGCGGCCCCCUGCACGGAGGAUCUGUGCUGCCUGGUGGGGAGGAGCGGGGGUUGGAGAUCAGUCAGGAUGAGAACACGGAGAGCUACAGAAUGUGUGCAAAGCCCAGGAACAGCUUUUCCAGUUUCCCGGUACACAUAUGGGGACUGGAUGGGAAGGUGAAGGAAGGCUAAGAAAAAAAUGAACUUUCACUUACGCGAGGCCUUAUUUCAGUCAAUUUUAAUGCAAUAUUAAUAAAUUAAUGAUUUGAUAACUAA
Manis javanica (Malayan pangolin) is the source of this 2809-nucleotide messenger RNA. RefSeq names its product retinol saturase (gene RETSAT). Gene Ontology annotation, cellular component: endoplasmic reticulum membrane. Gene Ontology annotation, molecular function: all-trans-retinol 13,14-reductase activity. Lineage: Eukaryota; Metazoa; Chordata; Mammalia; Pholidota; Manidae. The record is from RefSeq and is a predicted model, not a curated record. Gene Ontology annotation, biological process: retinol metabolic process.